GGUUAUUUUUAUGGCUUUUCCCCUCCUUUCUUCUUCAAAUUAACCACCCAAUUAACCCUUGUCGUACUAUUCACUUCAAAGCCCCUCUCAUGGAUCCCGACAGCUCAAACGACGGCGCCAUCAUCAUCGCCAUGCCCGACGCCGAUCAGAACAGCCCCCCGGAAAUCACGGAUGUCCAGAUUCUGACUGCAGACAAGGAGGCCGCCGCCGCCGCCGCCGCCGCCAAGAAACAGUUGGCCCUGGCCCCAAAGAGAGGCUCCAACAAAGACCGGCACACAAAGGUCGAGGGCCGAGGGCGCCGGAUCAGGAUGCCGGCGACCUGCGCUGCCAGAAUCUUCCAAUUGACCAGAGAAUUGGGCCACAAAUCCGACGGAGAGACCAUCCAGUGGCUGUUGCAGAUGGCCGAGCCCUCCAUAAUCGCCGCCACCGGCAGCGGCACUAUGCCGGCCUCGCUUGUGUCCUCCGCCGGCGGCGCCGCUCUUUCCCACCCUGGAAGCUCUGUGCCGGCGGCUGGUGGUGGAGAUUUUGGGUUUCAGAACACGUCGUCAUCGUCGGCGGUAGCUAAUUACUUGGGAAGUGGAGGCCCAUCAAAUGAUGACAUGCAUAAGAUGGGGGUUUGUGGGGGUGAUUUGUGUCCGUAUGCGAUAAGUUUCAACUCCAUUUGCGCUGGGCUGGAUCUUGGGCUCUCUCAAGACGGCCAGCUUGGGGUUCUGAGUCCUCGUGCCUUGAACCAGAUGUACCAGUCCCGAAUGCUGCAGCAGCCAUCUUCUUCCAAGGAUAAUUAAUUAAUCCUCAAGGUUCAGCAGGACAGUAAUGGAUAAAGAUAGAUAUAUAUAUAUAUGUAAUUCAACUUGGCUGGAACAUUAAAUUUAGCUGCAGCUUUAAAGA
Diospyros lotus (date-plum) is the source of this 888-nucleotide messenger RNA. Its product is annotated as transcription factor TCP20-like. The coding region runs from base 90 to 785 and encodes 231 amino acids. Gene Ontology annotation, molecular function: sequence-specific DNA binding; DNA-binding transcription factor activity. Gene Ontology annotation, cellular component: nucleus. The record is from RefSeq and is a predicted model, not a curated record. The transcript has a single exon. Lineage: Eukaryota; Viridiplantae; Streptophyta; Magnoliopsida; Ericales; Ebenaceae.